AGAAUUUGUUUACCAAUAUGAGAAAAAUUAUGAAGCAAUACAAGAACGUGAUUGUCAUAUUCAAGCAUUUUUCAUUUUAGUAAAUCAAGCAAGACUUCCUAAUUCAAGAGAAUAUUCUGAAAAAGAUUACAAUAAAUGUAAAAAACAUCAUCGCAAACCUGUUGAGAGAAAUGAUCCAAGAUGCAAAAUCAAAGGAGCUGUUUUAGAAAUAUGUACACAUGAAUGUUGUUCUCAACAUACUUUUGCGAGAUAUGAUUCUGAAUCUGGACCAUUUCAUUAUAUACUAGAAAUUUAUAAAAAAAAACCAAACAACCCUAAUGGAAUUAAUCAAUAUAUUAAAGAAAAUUCAUCUGAAAAAAUAAUAGACAAUUUAUUUAUUGAAAACAAAUCUGGUGAUGAGAUUAUUGUAGAAAAUGCACAAGAUAAUCCAAAAUGGAGUCGAGUUGAAAAAGGUUAUUUAUUUUCAUUACUUUUUCCAAAUGCAUAUGAACGUAGAAGCACAGAUGGAAGAUUUUGGCAAGAUUUUAAUAGUUCAUAUGAAGAAGUUUUAAUUAACGAAUUUAAAGGCCAGAUUAAAUAUUUAGAACUUUUAAAUCUUCUUGAUCCAAAAGAAUACAGUGUUCAAAUAAAAGAUGGAAGUGAGAAUUUUUGCCCUAAAGUAAUUGGAUUUUCUGCAAACACAAAUGUUAGAUUUAUUUAUGAUUUUUGUGAAGAUAAAGAAUUAAAACCUAUAUCAGAACAGAAAUCUAAUAAUACAAAAUUAUUUAGUUCAUUUGUUAAUCGAUUAGAUUAUAUUGUAGAAUUUAAGAAAUUUAGAGAUGAUAAUGAAAAACCUUGUAGAGAAAAAUGUUCUUGUUGUAAAAUUCGAAUGAUUUUUCACCGUGGAUUACCUGAAGAUUUUUUUAAUUUCAAGUUUAAAAUUGAAUUUAAUUAUGAUAUUACAGAAGAAAAAGCAAGAAAAAUAUUAGAAAAAAAGUAUGGUAGAUUUGAAGAAUUAGAUAGUAUUUAUUAUUGGAAAAAAUAUUAUAUGAUUGACAAAAACAAAUAUAUUAUUGGGCCAAUUGAACCGUAUUAUCCAAAAAUUUACAGUACUGAAAGAAUAUAUCAAGAUACGAAUGAAUAUAAAGCAAUCAAAAAGAAAAAUUUAAAAGAAAAUCCUCUAGAAUAUAGGAAUGGAAUUCCUUCUGCACGAUAUAUAACACUUAGACAUUUGAUGGGAUUGUCACCAAAAUCAAUCAAAAAAUAUACAAAAAUAUUUUGUAAUUUAAUAAUAAACACAUUAACAACUAAUGAUAGUCAGCUAGGUGGUCUAAGCAAAAUUAUAGAAAUCGAUGAAUCUAAAUUUAAAAAAGAUAUUUCAUGGUGA
Molecule: messenger RNA, 1366 nt
Organism: Racocetra persica
Lineage: Eukaryota; Fungi; Glomeromycota; Glomeromycetes; Diversisporales; Gigasporaceae
Source: the annotation of a GenBank genome assembly